Fomitiporia mediterranea MF3/22 is the source of this 390-nucleotide messenger RNA. RefSeq lists its product as uncharacterized. NCBI's taxonomy places the organism in Eukaryota, Fungi, Basidiomycota, Agaricomycetes, Hymenochaetales, Hymenochaetaceae. The coding region runs from base 1 to 390 and encodes 129 amino acids. The record is from RefSeq and is a predicted model, not a curated record. The transcript has 2 exons.
AUGUCAGGUUCAAGAGCAGCACUGAAGUCAGUAAAAGCCUUCGGCUCCACCAUACAGAGACGUGACAUCUCCUCUGUCAAGUUCAGGCCUCCUCACACAUACAAGAAGGACAAGGAUAUGAGGAAGGCUAUGGUCGGAAAUGUCUUUGCUUAUGCGAAGGAAGUUGGACUUGACGACCUUGGCGCCGAAUGGGCAGAAGUAAGCGGAUCACAUCACGCACCACAGGACCCAAACGAUCCGGAUCAGUUCGAGCGCCUUACUGUGAAGUUCUUUGAUAAAGAUAGCAAGGCUAUGACAUUUGUAGACCCAUAUGGUGUCGAGCAUCGGCGUCUCCAUAUUGCAACUGACAACCAAUACUGGCAUCAAGCCGGACAUUGGUCAAAGGCAUGA